This is a messenger RNA of Ornithodoros turicata, 2202 nucleotides long. RefSeq lists its product as uncharacterized. Lineage: Eukaryota; Metazoa; Arthropoda; Arachnida; Ixodida; Argasidae. The coding region runs from base 83 to 2164 and encodes 693 amino acids. Gene Ontology annotation, biological process: protein processing. Gene Ontology annotation, cellular component: plasma membrane. Gene Ontology annotation, molecular function: metalloendopeptidase activity. The transcript is spliced from 2 exons. The record is from RefSeq and is a predicted model, not a curated record.
CGCCGCGUAUUCAUGCCACGCGCAACUCUUGCGUUCUGGAUCAGCAUUUGUGGAUGAGUUACCGUUCAUUGAAGACGAACCAAUGCGUCAAGGAAAAAACGAUGCUCGGGUUUCAGCAGGUGGACGCACCGCGAACAACCCAGGCAACGAAGCUGAACGCUGCAGUCCCAAUCCAUAUACGAUCAGUGACUCAUCGGACCAUGCCACGCUGCCAAGAUUGGCGAAAAAGCGGCGGUCAGUCUAUCAACUACAAGACAUCGACCUACAACAGUUCACCAUCGUCCAGGGCGGAGUGUGCGCUGCCAUCUUCGGUACCGCUCUGCUGGCAGCCGUGCUGUCCACUCGAUUCAAGGCAUCGCUUGGUACUGUGUGCCAGCCAUGCCUCACUGCCCAAGCAUACAUCACUCGCGUGGAGGACCAGACAGUAUCACCUUGCGAAGACUUUUAUCUGCACGUCUGCGGUCAGUGGUCUUACUCGGGAGAGGACACCUUUGUAGCUGACGUCGAAGCCAGUGGGUUUAGCGCUCUUGACGACGCACUUUCUAGUUACACCACAAGUCCUCCUGGUACCUCAUGGACAUUCCAGACUCUAGCGUUGUUCUAUCAAUCCUGCAAGUCUGAACUCGGAGCCAAGCGAAAUAUCUCCUACGUCUUACACCAGUUUAUUGAGGUAUCCGAUUUAACAUGGAAGCACUUCAGCGACAUACAUGACGAGAGAAGUUUCAUUGACGUCAUUGGAGUGAUGACAAUCAAGUUGGAUCUCGAUCCGCUCUUCAACAUUGAUAUCAAUCGAAGAGGCCAUGCAUUCACUAUAAAACCUGUUGCGAGAGACUCACUCCUGAAGUACUCAACUGCAAUAGACAUUAUUCGACGUGCGUCGCACAUCAUAGAUGCGCGCAUCGACAAAAAGCUCGUAGAAAGUGUUCUGGAGCUGCACAAGAUGAUUGAAGAUGAAUACGACAGUCCCGCUAGCGCAUCGGUAACAGGUCCUGGCAUUACAGUUCUCGUACAACUUGGAAUAGGGACGUCGGAAUUAUGGGCGAACACUGUCGACAAGUAUGCGCCAAGCUGGGUUCAUAUUUCUGAAAAGUCGCAAGUCACGCUCAACCAGCCGCCACUACUGCGAAACGUUCUCGGCUACGUGUUCAGGUCACCCCCGGAUAUACGGUCUUUCUACCUCUUUCUUCACAUCCUCAAAGUAGUCAUCGACAUCGUCGACAUAUCCGGCGACCUCACGACAGCCAAGGAAGCCUGCCUCAAAGAAAUCCAGCGUGAGCAGUUCUUCUGGAUACGCCACUCGUUUGCCGUCCACAACCUCGUCACGUCCGACACUGUCGACAAACUCCGGCAAAUUUAUUCCGACGUCAUUAUAAAGCUCCUGUCUCUAGUCGGCCGCAACCAUCGCUUGAACCGAAGGGCCACGUCCUUGAUCGAAAAAGAGCUGAAGGCGUUUUCAUUCCGCAAUAUCUUCUCGCAACCUUACCCAAACGCUACCGAGCUCGACCGCAUCUACCAGGGGUUACCUCGCAAGCUAACGUUCUACCACAGCAGGUUUGUGCUGAACACGGUAUACGAUCUCAACUACGACGUCCUCUACAAGGCCGACUGCCUUACGGCUGAACAGCCGUUCUUCAGAUUUACGAAGACGCGGUUGUGUGCCUCUGCUUUCGUUCUAAUUCCACCCAUGUACUACAGGGGUGCAAGACACAGCGUUAAUUACGGCGCAGUCGGUUACUUAAUGUCCUUGCAGAUUUUGAUAUCCGCCUUAAGCGAAGUUAGACGAAGCUACAGCGGGAAAGAAAGAGCAGCCUUGGCGUCACUAGUCGAGGCAUUAGCAUGUUACGUCAAGUCUUCGGAACGGAUGUAUGCGGCACAGGCGUUUGAUUUCGCCAGCGCUACUUUGGGCCUUCGGGCAGCAUUCGAGGCAUACAAGUACCGUGUUUCUAUGAAGGCCAUGAGUGAUGCCACCAACAGGGAGUUCUUCCAAAGGGCAUGCCUUCCUCUAUGUUCUACGAGGCCGUCGUUUGAUCCAAGGUACGGCACUGACCUUCCGCCACGAAUGAUAUGUAACAUUGCUGUGCGAAACUUACCUGAGUUUUACAGUGCAUUCCACUGUUCUGCUCUCUCAAAGAUGGCACAAGGUGGGAUCUGCACGCUAUUCUGAACAUUCACCACAUCUAUUUAUUGCUUGUUUAUGCGUUG